UGGGUGGUCAUGUGAUGUUUUAAUACCCUGGGAUUUUCUGCCGGGCAUGCUCUGAAUCGCCUCAGUCCAGAAGUAUCUGAGGAGCGCUUGCCUAUUUUCUUGUCCAUCCAGCUACUUUUUUUAUUCUUUGCUUCUUGGGGGAUAUAUUAUUAGGUCAUACUCAUGUCGUCCUACUGGUGGUAGGAUGACGUGUUAGAGCACUGCCCUUUUAUGCCUUGGCUGGAAUAUAUACAUAUACGUGGUGAAAACAGACAGAAGCAAGACGUGGCAUCCGUUGUGCAGGUGCCUGUCCAUUCCAGCCGAGCCUCAGCGUGUUGUAGGCGAUUGCUCCACACAGGAAGACAGGAGUGUAGAAAACAACAAAGAAGAGUGGUGACGUGAAGUGAAGAAGGAAACUAAGAAAGUCAACAUGACGCCAGUAGACCAGCUGGACCAGUAAUGAACACAAUCCAGCUACAAGGAUCUGCACCAAUACACAACAAUCUGCAGAGCUGUGAUUCGAUGAUGAAAGGGAAAGUGAACACUGCUACUGAGAAGAUCAAUCACACUAAAAGUACAAACAUGGUGUCAGAAGUGUCUCAAGAAGUCCAACCUUGUGCACGGACGUCCCGAACACCAAGAAAGACAGCUACAUUUGGGAAGCGCUCCAACUCGAUGCGCAGGAAUCCUAAAGCAGAAGUCUGCAAAGCAGGAUGGCUCUACAAGCAGGCCAGUAGCGGAGUGAAGCAGUGGAACAAGAGGUGGUUUGUCCUCUCUGACAGAUGUCUAUUCUACUAUAAAGAUGAGAAGGAGGACACUGUGCUAGGGAGUUUGCCUCUGCUCAGUUUCAGGAUUGGAGGAGUGCAGCCUUCGGAUAACAUCACCCGCAAGUUUGCCUUUAAGGUGUGGUCGGAAGAGGAAGAGGAACAGGAAGAAAAUGGGGAGUUGAAAGCCCCUGUUGUGUUUUGCGUACAGGCGGAACAUGCUGGAACCAGGACAUAUUAUUUCAGCACAGACAGCUAUGAAGAGCAAAAGGAGUGGAUCACAGCCAUGAGCGAGGCUGCAGAGGUCAACGUUAAUCCAUCCCGCAGAUCAAAUGCGGCUGUCACAGUGGACCAGGCCAUGGUGACAAGAAACACCGAUCCGCAAAUAGAACUGAAACAACAGAUACCACCAAACAAAAAUGACAAUGGGGUAGACAACUUGGAAACGGCCUCUCUGUCAACUCCUUGUUCUGAUCAGGACACAGUGAAGAACAAUGGGAGACAAGAAGACUGUGGAGGAAAAACUGAAGAUGAAGGUGGGGGGCCCGGUAGUGGCCAUUUUCAAACAAACCACAAUCCAAAUGGUUGGAGUAAGCAUUUCCCUCCCAGCUCCACACCCCAAAACUACAACGGUAAACCGCCUCAAUCCCAAAGUCACAGCACUUGUACACCUCAAAGACAUCCCCAAGCGAGUGUCAACUCACCUAAUGACACAAAAGAACAGCACCAGAAUGUGGUGUUGAGGAGGGGUUUUGUUCCCAGAACUGCCCCUGAGAGAGUGGCCCAAAGGAAAAGCUCGAUGGCACAGCUACAGCAUUGGGUCAACCAGCGGCGGGUCAUGGUGUCCCAGGAGGACAUGAACAGUCCAUCCCAUCAUUACCCAGCGAGCCAAGGCUUCAACUACUAUGGCUACUCCAGUGGCCCGCAGUAUUUGGAGGAGUACCCGCUGUACCCACCAGGAGUCCGGCCUGACAGCAUUUGCUCCGUCUCUGCAGUGGGGGGAUAUGACCACCGCUGGACUGUGGAGGAAAAGCGGCACUCACUGAGGGACGGGCCUCACCAGUUUUAUGGUCCACCAACGCCCAGGGACUCUUGGGGACCACAUUACUACAAUGGAGUUGAUAAGUCUAUGAGACGCCUGUCCAUCCAGCCACGUUCCAGGUCUGUGCCCAGGUCACCAUCCUUGUCCUCCCGAGGAGCCUACUCGCCAGUUUCGCACAGCUUUGCCUCACCGGUUCGAUCACCGUCGGCACGGUUUGACCGGUUUUCGGGGAGAAUGAGGGAUGACGUGAUCUACGCCGAUCCGUCUGUCUAUAACCUAAGGAGAUCGCUCAGCUCGCCAAAGUAUGACUACUCUGGUGAUAGGAGGUCCAUAAAUCAAGGACUAUUCCACCACAACUACCCCGUAUCCCCUUCCAUCCACCAUAAAAUGGACGACAUAUUAGAUCUCCAGCUCCAACGCAACUUGGAUUAUUUAGACCAGCAGCUGAAUCUUCAGGUGCUGGAGGGAAGCCGGUUAUUUGGUAUGGUUACCCGAAGGGUGGAGAGGUCCUCCUCUGCAGCAAAGCUCUGCAUACAAGUGCCUCCUUUCCAUGAUGUCUACAGAGAGUUACACCCAACACUGAAGCUAAAUGAAAUCGAAACGAGUAAACUCUUGGGCCGGCUCUGUGAACAGAAUCACAUUGUGAAAGAUCACGAAGCAGUUGUCCACAGAUUACGAAUGGACAAGGACAGCCUCGAGGAGGCGUUGGUGGCUACUCAUCAGGAGAUGGAGAAGUACCAUAACCAGCCUGUGGUCUUGGAAAAGCUACAUAUCAAAAAGGAAACCCUACAAAACCAGCUCAUCAACAUCAGAGGGGAGCUUUCCCAGGCCUCAAAUUCUUUAAAUGCCACUCGUAUGGAAUUUGAAGCUUUAGAAGAUGAGGCCCAUGCCAUUCACGGAGAUCUAUGGGAACAACUUAAUGCAGGCGUCCAGAGCGAAUUGGUUCGAAGGCACAUCCAGAAAGAGUUUUGGAGAGUCCAGGAUGUACUAGAGGGCCUACAUAAGAAUCACUCAUCCAGAGGCACUGAUACAGCAAAGCACAAAGUGGCCAGUGGCGCGUCAGGCUCCUUUAGCACCAAUAGUCCAGCCAGUCCCCUCAGCUCAGUAAGCCUCACCAGCCCUCUCAGCCCUUACUCCCCAGUGCCCGGGUCCCAGGUCUCCCCCUCUAAACAGCUGGGCCCGGAGGAAAGUGCACCCCCAAGACCCCCCCUCCCCAAGUCCUAUUUCCCUUUGGAAUCUUCCACUUCCUUCCCCCCUUCUAUCUCCCCGCUGGCCUUCGACAGCACCAUCUGGCUACGCAACUUGGGCAUCGAUGAUGGUUACUUUGAUGUUGAAGAUUCUCACAUCAGAAAGAUGAAGUUUGGAGAUCAGAACUAUAUGAGUGAUCCACAAGACCAAGGCCCGGAAAGGCAAUCCACCAUGAAUAAUAAAGUUGGUAUUGUCCCUCCAAGAACCAAGUCACCCGCUGACGAUUCAACGAGCUGGUCUGCUGGAAUUUCUCGUCAUAAUGGGAGAAUGCCUAAUGGGAUUUCUAGGGAACGUCCAAAGAGUGCUGUGUUUCCAGCUGAGCUAAGGUCCAAAAUGAGUGUGGAGGAACAAAAUGAAAGGAUCCGACGCAACCAGAGCAGCUCCGUACGAGACAAAAGGAGGAGUCUUAAUCUCUCAGGCGGGCAGUCUCCAGCGAGCUACAAAGUGAUUCGACGGCGGCUCACAGCUCAUGAGAUUGACAUCAAUGAUUUAGAGGCAGCAGUCAGGGGACCGGGACUGGAGUCACCUCGUGAGGAAAUUGCCCGUUUGAGACGGUCACAGGUUGAACCAGAACAUUAUGACCUGGACAUUAACAAAGAGCUAAUGGCUCCAGACAAGGUUAUGAUCCCAGAGCGCUACCUAGAUGUGGAAGAUAACACCCCUCUGAGCCCAGAGGAGCAGAAGGAAAAGCAGAAGAAACUUGAGCGCAUUAAGACCCUGAUUGCCAAAUCCAAUCUGCAAAAUGUUGUUCCUGCCCUGGAUGGCCCUGUCGAAGGUGGAGCACCAGUCAAUUCUCAGCAGCAAUUGCAGGAGCAGGAGAAGCGCAUUGAGAUCUCCUGUGCUCUGGCUGCUGAAGCCUCUCGUCGCAGCCGCCUUCUCUCGGCUCAGUGCGCCCCAGAUCCCCCCACUUCCCCAACCAGCCUGCAUCCUCACCCUUCCUCCGCCAACUUCCCCACCUCCUCAUAAUGAAUGCCUGAAUCGGACCAGCUCAAGCCCUGUCUGCUGUCAAGUUUGAUGGAGCAUCUUUUUGAGGACUUACGGUGUGAAAUUGACAAUGAAGAUUACCUCAAA
This is a messenger RNA of Hippocampus comes (tiger tail seahorse), 4104 nucleotides long. RefSeq names its product pleckstrin homology domain containing, family A member 6 (gene plekha6). Bases 439 to 3999 code for a protein of 1186 amino acids. The record is from RefSeq and is a predicted model, not a curated record. Lineage: Eukaryota; Metazoa; Chordata; Actinopteri; Syngnathiformes; Syngnathidae. The transcript is spliced from 28 exons.